GACAUGCGAGUCUACGUGUGUUGCAAGCACAGACCAUGAGCGACCCACCCGCAGUCAGCCAACGCCGAACCACACCGCUUCCGAUCUUGGGCACCCCGUCCUGGCCAGUCGCAGAAAGACCGCGUCAUUUCGGCUAGAUGUGGAGACAGAUUUGAGUGGAUCGUGAAUCUUGACCAAUCCGAAAAGACGAGGACCCUUCGACUUCGACCCUUUCCUUUUUGGUGGUGUCCUUCUGGAGCGGGGAAACGACUCCCCGGAUCGCCCAGUCCGCCCGGAUCAGCGCCCAUGGCGAGGCAGAGGUUGUGGGGCGACGCUCUGAGCAAGUUCUUUGCACCCAACAGCUGGGACAAGAAGAAGCUGAACAGGCUCUCCUGGGGCAUCAGCUUUUUGAUCUUAGCGAAAUGGUUGUGGGAUGAUGAACAGAUGAACCCGAAAUGGUUCCAGGAAGCCCCAACCUUGGUGGGCUUGCCAAAGGCUAGAGAGUUGGCGAGUGAGGAUUGGGAGCAGUGGAAUGCGGCGAUCGCGCCCAAGGAGCAACAGCUCGUGUGGAAGCCUGAGAGUUCGGAUCCGCAGAAAAAGCUCUGACAUUGAAAA
This is a messenger RNA of Durusdinium trenchii, 594 nucleotides long. NCBI's taxonomy places the organism in Eukaryota, Dinophyceae, Suessiales, Symbiodiniaceae. The record is from the annotation of a GenBank genome assembly.